CUGAACACUUUAGAAGCAGAGCUGCGAUGAGGAGAGAGGCAGUGUCCUUGGAAAUUAAAGGAUUAGCAGAGCAGCCAACUCCUUUUUUCACCUGCAUGCAGGGAGUUCACUUGUUAAAACCGUAGAUCUGCAAUUGAAGGUUCCCCAUUUUUUAUGAUCUGCUAAUACUGAUAUCUUCUUAGAUACAUGUUCUGCAUUUUUGGAUGAACUGAUUUUGCGCAUACCAGUGAGAUCCCUGCUGCCUCUUCCUAGAGAACAAGCUUCUUCCACCAUUUCCAGCACACAAAGAAGCCGAAGUCCUGGUUUUCUUGGAAUUUACAUACCAUAAAAGCCUGAAGCAAUAUUUGCCUUCAUCUUCUUUCCUUUAAUCAGUCCCAUUUUGUGAAAAGUUAUAAGAAACAUGUUGCUAAUUAUUUUUUCUCUUUUAAGUGUGGGCACUGUUCUAGUCACAGCAGGAGCGUCUCUUUACUGCCCUCUUCAGUGUGUUUGUGAAACACGACCCUGGUUUACACCUCAGUCUGUUUAUCAUGAGGCCAAGACUGUUGAUUGCAAUGACUUACAGCUGACAAGUAUCCCCAGUAACUUGUCUGUUGAUGUUCAAGUCUUGUUGCUUCAAAGCAACAAUAUUUCUCAGGUAACAGCAGAGCUUCUAAACAUGGUCAACCUGACAGAACUGGAUUUAUCUCAAAAUCACUUUACCAGAAUUGAAGAUGUUAUGCUGUCUAAUCUCUCACAGCUCAUCACUCUGUACUUGGAGGAAAAUCAGAUAAAGGAGUUGCCAGACAACUCUUUAAAAGGACUCGUCAGCCUUGAGGAACUUUACAUUAACCACAAUCAGAUAAUCUCCAUUGGUCCUAAAGCAUUUUCAGGGCUAACAAACCUUCUGAGGCUACACCUCAACUCAAACAAGCUUCAAGUUAUUGACAGUCAUUGGUUUGAGUCAUUACCCAAUCUGGAGAUCCUAAUGAUUGGGGAAAAUCCAAUACUUGGUCUCCAUGACAUGAACUUCAGACCACUAACUAAACUACACAGCUUAGUCCUAGCUGGCAUGGAACUUAAAGAGAUCCCAGAAAAUGCCUUAAAAGGUCUCGACUACCUAGAGAGCCUCUCUUUAUAUGAUAACAAGUUAUCUAGGGUUCCAAAGGAAUCAUUAAAGAAGCUGCCAGUCUUGAAAUUUCUUGACCUUAACAAAAAUCCCAUCGAAAAAAUUCAAACAGGUGAUUUUCAUGACUUUCCACAUCUUGAGGAACUGAGCAUAAACAAUAUGGAAGAGCUGGUGUCUGUUGAAAAGUAUGCUUUUGAUAGCUUGCCAGAACUGGUCAAACUGGAGGUCUGCAAUAACCCAAAGCUGUCAUUUGUGGAUCCUUUCGCAUUUCAUAAUGUCAUAACUCUUAAAACUCUGUUGAUUAACAACAAUGAUAUAAGCCUGAUACACAAGAAUGUCUUUCAGUCGUUGCCUAACUUAAAUGAGGUCAGCCUCCACAGCAAUCCUAUUAGAUGUGACUGCUCAUCCAAUUGGCGUGUAUUAAAUAAUCAAAGUAUACGCUUAAUGGAGCCCCAGUCUACAAUUUGCAUGUAUCCGUCUUCAAUAAAUGGUCAUCAACUCCAAGAUGUUCUACAUCAGGAAUUCUUAAACAGCUGCCUUCCAAUGAUAAGUCCCCACACAUUACCAUCCAGUAUUAAUACAGCUAUGGGGGCCAUGAUUUCAUUACAUUGCCGGGCCAUGGCAGAGCCAACACCAGAAUUCUACUGGGUGGUACCAUCUGGAAUUAAAAUAACACCUGAUUCAUUCUCAAGCAAGCACAAGCUACAUUCUGAUGGUACCUUAGAAAUACUAAAUGCUAGCACUGAAGACUCUGGGAUUUAUACUUGCAUUGCCUGGAACUCUGAUGGAUCUGAAAGUAAAACUCUUUCUGUGCAUAUUAAUGGCACACUAGAAAGCAAUAAUACAGCUCUGGUCAUCCUUGCAAAGCAAGUCCAGUCACACUCUAUAGUAGUGGAGUGGAGACUUUUUUCAGGUACAGGGCAAUCCAAACCCCAGUGGUCAUCUGCCACAAUGAAGAUCUGUAAUCCACAUAUAAGCUACACAGCAAAGGUGCCCCUCGAUAUUAAGGAAUACAACUUAACUCAUUUACAACCAUCAACAAAGUAUGAGGUCUGUCUGAGUGUGUCCAUGCUGAACGAUCAGACUCACAGAUCCUGCCUGAACAUUACUACAAAAGAUGCAUCAUUCACAGUGGAGAUGGUCAGCCAGCCGGCUAAUGUGGCUCUUGCUGCAGUGAUGGGCUCCAUGUUUGCCAUAUUUAGCAUGGCAUUGCUGGUACUUUACAUGGGCAAAAGGCUCAAGCAGAACAGCUGUCAUCAUUCCCUAAAGAAAUACAUGCAGCAUGCGACUUCCAUCCCACUCAAUGAAGUGUACCCCCCACUCAUCAAUCUGUGGGAAAAUGAGAAUGAAAAGGAAAAAGACGGUGCAUUGGAUCAGCAAAACAUACAGAUUGACACAUCAAAAACGUACAUGUGGCAGCCUUAGAUGACAACAGACUAACAGAGCUCAAGAAAAGGAAAUCUGUAAAGCAGUACAGAGGCUUGCCUUAUUUCUGCACUGUCAUGGCAGCGCAGCUGGAUUGGGUAGUGUAGCAGUGCACUGUAAGAAACGUAGUCUGUGUUACAACAGUCUGGACAUAGCAUGUAGAUCAGUCAGUGUAGGAAAUUUACAAUUCCUGAGGCCUUCUUCUGAGCAAAAGUGACACAACACAGUGUUUUGAGUGGUUUCAGGCAUUGUUUCCUAAGGGUUAAUGUCCACUCCACACCACCACCAGUACAAUCUGUCUGAUAGAAGACCGCUAUUGUGCUACAGUUGGCAGCUCCUCUGACAGACUUUCAGUAGAAAAAAACUUUCAAGGAGUACUACUCUCAUUCAGUUAAAAAAAACAGUUUGGUAUAGUCUGUGACCUACAUUUUAUAAAUAAAGAAUCCAUAGAGACAUUUUUUAAAGGUACACAAAUUACUUUCCUGUGACACAUAACCCUAACUAAACUGUAGUACUACUAGAUAUGUAGAAA
Messenger RNA from Protopterus annectens (West African lungfish), 3062 nucleotides. RefSeq names its product leucine-rich repeat neuronal protein 1-like. The record is from RefSeq and is a predicted model, not a curated record. NCBI's taxonomy places the organism in Eukaryota, Metazoa, Chordata, Ceratodontiformes, Protopteridae. Gene Ontology annotation, molecular function: protein binding. Bases 401 to 2530 code for a protein of 709 amino acids. The transcript has 3 exons.